AUUUUUUAUUUUCUAAAUGUGAAUUAGUUUUGCCAUCUGGCGACGACUCAUAUAAAAGAUUUGAGUAUUUAAACAAAUGUUUAUUGUUUUCAUGGCAUUAUGACGUUUUCACUUCAGAUGAUUUUUCUACAGAUUCGAAAUGAAUGAUCAAGCAAGUGAUUUAUUCGAUUAUGAAAAUCGUGAACGGGUUCAAAACCUAUCACAAAAAGUUGCUUUACUCAAGAAUUAUGCUGUCGAUAUUGAAAACGAGACUAAACUUCACAAUCGUUUAUUGGACGAUGUGGACGACGAUGUUGGCAGUAAUUUUGUUUUCCUGAAGAAUACCAGCAGUCGUUUGAAUCGUUUACUGCGAACGAAUCGAAAUUCGAAGCUAACCUGUUAUCUAGCAAUGGGCAUUUGUUUUCUAUUGUUCAUGAUAUAUUUUCUAUUAUCAUCCCGAAUGCAAUGACCAUGAUAAUUGUCGGACAAUCUAUUUUCCAUUCAUCAUCACGUGAUAAUCUCAUUCUUUGAUUUCAUUUCUUUAUCAUAAUGUUUUAAUUAUAUCUACCAUUGUUCAUAUAAAAAAGGGAUCAGACCCAUGAUUAAGAAGUGACUGAUUUAUUUUAUUAAAAUCUUGUUUGUUAUUCAUUAAAAGAUGAAUGAAAUUAUAAAA
Messenger RNA from Dermatophagoides farinae (American house dust mite), 652 nucleotides. Its product is annotated as BET1-like protein. Lineage: Eukaryota; Metazoa; Arthropoda; Arachnida; Sarcoptiformes; Pyroglyphidae. The record is from RefSeq and is a predicted model, not a curated record.